This is a messenger RNA of Pichia membranifaciens NRRL Y-2026, 630 nucleotides long. RefSeq lists its product as hypothetical. NCBI's taxonomy places the organism in Eukaryota, Fungi, Ascomycota, Pichiomycetes, Pichiales, Pichiaceae. The record is from RefSeq and is a predicted model, not a curated record. The transcript has a single exon. Bases 133 to 468 code for a protein of 111 amino acids.
CCUGGGUGCUCCGGCCGGAGAGUGCGGGCCGGCGUGAUCAUAACACCUGACGGGGCCUGGGGAAAACAAUGGCGGGGAAAAAGCCCGAGAGUGAUUUUCCUUCUACCGUGCAGCAGAGAACCCUCUGGAGCCAUGAGUGUGCUGCCCCGGUCACCUGAAACUGGCGCUGCCGCCGCCUGCCUCCUGCCUGCCUGCCUGUCUUCCUGCCUUCCUGUUUGCAGCCCUUUCUCCAUCUCUGUCCGUGCCUCCCUCCACACGCCCUCCACCCGCCCACGUUACGGGGCUAUUGCGCCGCAGACCCCCCGGCCACCGCCACCGCCCUUGCCUCUUGCGGGAAAACAAAAACAGAAUGUGGCGCGGCUGAGCACUUUUCUCGUCUGCCUGCUCCGCUUGGGCCGCGCUCAGCGUUUUGGCGGGACGGCGGAAAGCCACCAAGACGGCACGCGCGGCCACCGAGCUAGUUUUUGACAGCGCAGAGCCGGCAGCGCGGCAUAAUAAGGGGGAGCGACACAGACGGUGUCGUGGGCGCGCGGCCCGCGCAGCAGAAAAUUUUUUUUCCCGCUGUCCGUGUGCCUUGUUUGGGUUUUCCCUCUUUCACCGCCGCGGACAAUGGCCCGGCUGUGGAGCAGG